This is a messenger RNA of Hemicordylus capensis (graceful crag lizard), 2902 nucleotides long. It is a transcript of the gene EGLN3, whose product is annotated as egl-9 family hypoxia inducible factor 3. The record is from RefSeq and is a predicted model, not a curated record. The coding region runs from base 101 to 1042 and encodes 313 amino acids. NCBI's taxonomy places the organism in Eukaryota, Metazoa, Chordata, Lepidosauria, Squamata, Cordylidae. Gene Ontology annotation, cellular component: cytoplasm; nucleus. The transcript has 5 exons. Gene Ontology annotation, biological process: peptidyl-proline hydroxylation to 4-hydroxy-L-proline; cellular response to hypoxia. Gene Ontology annotation, molecular function: L-ascorbic acid binding; peptidyl-proline 4-dioxygenase activity; ferrous iron binding.
CCCGCGUGGAGCUCAGGCCGGGCCAGAAGCAGCAUGUCGUCGCUGCGGUAGGCGGUGCCUCCUGCCUCCUCCUGGGACGGGGGAUCUGAUCCGCCUGCGGAUGGCCACCGGCGGGGAAGCAGAGCAGCCCCCGGCCAAGCUCAGUGGGGACUCAGUAGAAAGCAUGAGGAGGAUUUUCAUCACUCGCCCCGAGAGCCGCGAGGAGGAUGGCCAGGGUGGGCGAGAGGAGCAGCCCGAUGGCAGCGGCCUUUGCCCGGGGAAGGCAGGGGAGGCCGGAGCCGUCGAGGGCACGUUGCUCUCCAGCCCUCCUCCUCCUAAGAAAGCGCCUCACAGAGAGCACCGCAGAGAUGCUCAGAGGCUAGUCUUACACUAUAUUGUGCCUUGUAUGAACGCCUAUGGCUUGUGCAUAGUAGACCACUUCCUGGGGCACAGGAUGGCCGAGAGAAUCUUGCAAGAGGUCCUGGCUUUGCAACUGAGUGGCAAAUUCCAGGACGGAGCCCUGGCGAGUCAGAGAGCGGGCAGCAGCAAAGCUAUUCGCGGGGACGAGAUUUUGUGGGUAGAGGGCAGUGAACCGGGCUGUGAAAACAUAGGCUACCUCCUGAAAAGAAUGGAUAAACUCAUCAUGCAUGCAGAUGGAAAGCUGGGUCAUUACAAAAUUAGAGGAAGACACAAGGCUAUGGUAGCCUGCUACCCUGGGAAUGGAACUGGUUAUGUGCGUCAUGUAGACAACCCGAACGGUGAUGGACGCUGUAUCACAUGUAUUUACUACCUGAAUAAGAACUGGGACUCAAAGCUGCAUGGGGGGAUUCUACGAAUAUUCCCUGAGGGAAAGUCCUAUGUCGCUGAUGUUGAACCCAUAUUUGACAGAUUACUCUUUUUCUGGUCAGAUCGAAGGAACCCACAUGAAGUGCAACCUUCCUAUGCAACAAGAUAUGCCAUGACUGUAUGGUAUUUUGAUGCGGAAGAAAGAGCAGAAGCCAAAAAGAAAUUCAGGAAUUUAGUUGAUGCAGGAAAGACAGAAGCUGUUCUCAAUGAAGACUGAGCAGUGGUUUUCCAAUGCGGUUCUUUUGUACUGAUUAUUUUGGACUCUCUUUUGCAAGCAAUAAGAUCCAAAGACAACACGGUCUGUUUCUGGUGAUUUACUGGACACUCUUCUUACCUGCAGAAAUGCACUGUGUUUUUGGCACUGUCUAGUAUUUGCAUAUUACAGUGAUGGUACUUAUGGCAGCUGCCUACCACAUCUGACUGGGGGAAAAGCACCCCUACUUUCUACUUGCCUUUAAGUGAAGAAUGCCACCAGGAUUUUAGAAAGUGAAGAACAUCACCAAGCCUCCUGCUAAUGUCAAGACCAACUGGCCUUUGGCAAUACUGGUAAUAAAACUACUAAGCAUUUGAAAUAGUUGAGGAAACCUGAGUAUUAUUUGCACUUUAUUUAGAUUUUCUAGUUCAAUGGAAAGGAGCUUUACAAAGGAUCUUGUAUGGCAGACUGCAGAUGGGCAACACAAGCAAUCAGAAAUGUAAAACGGAACUAUAUAUUUGUCAAGAGCCAACUUUGUUAUGCUCAAUGUGGGGCCUUUGAUAGGCUGCCUAGUCACUUUGCUGCACAGAUUAUUGGCUUAACUGCCCUAUACCAUUAAUUUCUAAACAGGAUAAGCCUCCCACUUGCCAUAAAAUUGCCGGGAUUUUAUCCAUGUUGCUAAAGUCAAGCAGCAGCACUCGUUCCAUUGCUUUGCCUUUUAGAGCCCCAGGACAGAGGUGGAGGCAGUUGUACAGCUGUCCACUGCUUUUUGAAAAACAUUUUAUUUCUGAAUCAGAAGUGUGAUGGAUCUGUGUAUGAUUUUCAUUUUUUUUUAAACGUUGUUUUAUGAAGCAUCCCAUCCCUUCAAUUCCCUCUGAAAUUUGUAUACUUUUUGGAACAGGUUGAUGACAAACUAAAUGCAUUUAUGCCAAGAAUGCAUCUAGACGAGCUUUAUUAACACUGAUCUUCCACCAGUCCCAUUUUGUAUGACAAAAAAGAAACUUUAAUAGUCCCGUGUAUGUUUGUUGGACUGGCAAAUGUACUGUGGUCAAUUAUGGAACAAGAAAUGCAAAUCGGCUCAAAUCUGUGAUUAAAUUUCUCAUCAGCAUUUACGAGGCUACGAUUGUACAAUUGGAUCUUAAACUUUAUCACUGUUGUUUUGAAUCCAUGAGAACGUGUGUUUAGCAUUGCAGCCUUAACAGCUGAAUCCUAAGAUUUGUUGUGCCAGCGCAAAAAAAAGAAGAAAAAGUUCAGAUGGGAUAUACCAAGAUCACACCCACACAACAGUGUAAAACAUAAUCCUGCAACUAGAUACACAGUGAAAAUGGCUCAAAACAGGGUUCUUAGUCUCUGUGCUGCUGAGUCAGAGCCCUACUGCAAGUCAGAUGUUUGUGUAGUUUUAUUUUUGUGCAUGUUUGAUGUGAGUGAAAAAAAUGACUUAAUCCCAGGUGGUUUAUUAUAGUAAAUAAAUAUUCCCCUUUCUGCCUUUGAGCCAUGAGUUGUACAGAGGAGGACUAAUAAUGAUCAAGCACAUUCUUUCUUAUCCUGGUGACACUUCAACAACAACAAAACCCUUUAAUGAGCAACUUUUCUAUUUUCUCCAGUAGAAAGUUUGAUGCUCAGCACUUAGCAUGGAUCAUGGUUAAGAAUACAGUGGUGGUUCUGCAAAAAUGUUAAUACUUUUCACCAAAAUAUGUAAUGUAAGCAACCUGUGUGUGUGAAAUUACUCUUUUCAUUGAUAUCUAUAGCAAUGUUGUGAACAUUGUAUUUGGAGUACCUGCUUUGUUCUUCCACGUGCAUAUAUUUGCAGAAUAUUUGCAAAAUAUUUUCUAUUUCCUUUCUGUAUGUUUAAUAGACUCUGGCCAUUUCCAUUUUUCUUUUCUA